This is a messenger RNA of Paramuricea clavata, 1095 nucleotides long. Lineage: Eukaryota; Metazoa; Cnidaria; Anthozoa; Malacalcyonacea; Plexauridae. The record is from the annotation of a GenBank genome assembly.
AGGUGAGGACGAGUGGCAAAGACUCUCCGAGAGGGAACGUCAACUACGUUUGAUGAAAAUGAAGCUGGAAGCGAAACGUUUGCAGCGAGAAAACAAACUCGAUGAACUCGCCAGGCUGUUGGGAGACGGCUUUGCAGCUGAUGUGAAUUUGAGAAAAUUGCUUGGAGAGAAUAGGGAAAAAUACGAGCAACAGCUUCGUGAGAGACUCGCACGUCGUCGUGAACGACUCGCGAAAGGAUUGCCACCUGAUGAUGACGAUGAAGACCUGGACGAUAUAGAGUCACUGGAUGGAAAGAGUUUGCUUGAGAGCCUUGAUAGAAGGUAUUAAUGCUACAGUAAACUAACUCUCCUUGUACUGGAUAGCACUGUCAGUUUCGAGUUGUUCUUCCUAUAUAUAAAGGAUCAUCCUUUAUUUUCCACCCACUGGGGGAAACCUAAACUAAACUAACUUUAAACUGGAUAGUUCUAUCAGUUUUAAACUGUUCUCCUUAGAGGUCCAGUGAGAACCACUGGGCAAGCCCUUCAUUGUUCCAGUGUUACCACAGAAGAAAACCUAAACUAAACUAAACUUGUGCUGGAUAGCUCCAUUAGUUCUAAAUUGUAGAGGUCCAGUAUAAGAGUCAUUUCUUAUUGGGGGAAAUCUAGACUGAACUAACUUCAUUUAUAGAUAGCUCCAUCAGGUAGUUCUAAAUUGUUCUCCGUAGAGGUCCAGUAAGAGUCAUCUCUUAUUGGAGGAAACCUAAACUGAACUAACUUCAUUUACUGGAUAUCUCUAUCAGUUCUAAACUGUUCUCCUUAUAGAGGUCUAGUAGAAGCCAUCCCUUACUGAUCUAGUGUUACUAGAGGUUGUCAGUUUGUUUAUUCGUUUAAUCACAUUUACACAAUUUCUAUGUUAGAUUUGAAGACGAAAAGGAUGCAUUAAUGGCGAAGUUACUUGGAGCUAACAAUCAGUUUUUAAGCGAACGUGAACGACAGGCACUGCUCGCGAGACUGAAGCGCGAGCAAUUGAAAGCGAGGCUCGAGGAGAAGUUUGGUUCGGCUGCUCUUGUCCUUGGUCUUGCUGAAAGACAACGCAAAGAUGCCGAAGAAAGGUAG